UGAGCUGGCGAUCAAGGAGAAGCAGAAGUUCGAGCGGCUGGUGGUGCCCAAGGAGACCCUCCUUGAGCUCUUUGGGUACAACAAGUACAAAAAGUACCUCAUCGAGUCCAAGAUUCCCGAUGGCACGUCGACGACCGUAUAUCGUUGCGGGCCUAUGAUCGAUCUCUGCGUUGGCCCGCAUAUCCCCCAUACCGGCAAAAUCAAGUCGUUCAUGGUCACAAAGAACUCCGCCUCGUACUUCCUUGGAGACUCCAACAACGAAUCUCUCCAGCGAGUAUAUGGCAUCUCAUUCCCCGACAAGAAACAAAUGACGGAGUACAAAGCGUUCCUGGAGGAGGCUGCUCGUCGUGAUCACCGAAAGAUUGGAAAGGAGCAAGAGCUGUUCUUCUUCCACGACGCCAGCCCUGGAAGCUGUUUCUUCCUCCCGCACGGAACGCGUAUCUAUAACACGCUCCUGGAGCUGAUGCGGUCAGAAUACUUCAAACGCGGUUAUCAAGAAGGUCAUUGGCAGAACUACAAAGACGACAUGUUUACACUCAACGUCGAGAAGGAGAUGUGGGGGCUGAAACCCAUGAACUGCCCUGGCCACUGUCUCAUCUUCGAUUCGCGCGAUCGCAGUUACAAGGAGCUGCCCAUCCGUAUGGCCGAGUUCGGUGUCCUGCACAGGAAUGAGGCGUCGGGUGCUCUCACUGGCCUCACGCGUGUGCGGAGAUUCGCCCAGGACGACACACACAUCUUCUGCUUGCCUUCGCAAAUCGAAGAAGAGCUUGCGAAUAUGUUCGACUUCAUGGAACACAUCUACGGCAUGUGUGGCUUCGAUUUCCAGCUUGAACUUUCCACCCGUCCCGACAACUUCCUCGGCGAGCUGGAGACAUGGAACGAGGCUGAGGCUCAACUUACUCGCGCUCUCGACAAGGCCUACCCAGGCAAAUGGGAGCUGAACCCCGGCGACGGUGCGUUCUACGGGCCCAAGAUCGACAUCAAGAUCCGGGAUGCCCUCAGGCGUUCGUUCCAGUGCGCGACGAUCCAGCUCGACUUCCAGCUGCCCCAGCGGUUCAACCUCAAGUACCGCUCCGCGGACGAGGCCGCAGACGCGGCGCCAUCACGCCCAGUGAUCAUCCACCGCGCGAUCCUCGGCUCCCUCGAGCGGUUCAUCGCGAUCGUCACCGAGCACUUCGCCGGCAAGUGGCCGUUCUGGCUCAGCCCGCGCCAGGUGCUCGUCGUCCCCGUCGCGGCGCCAUACAAGGAGUACGCGUCUGAGGUCGCGGACACGCUCACCAAACUCGGCCUCUUCGUCGACGUCGACAACGGUGAGAACACGCUUCCGAAGAAGGUUCGGAACGGCGAGAUCGCGCAGUACAACUUCAUCCUUGUCGUCGGCCAGGACGAGCUCGACACGCGCUCGGUCAACGUGCGCAACCGCGACGAUGUCGGCACGAAGGCGCGCACAGAGACCCUCCCGCUCGACGACAUCGCGGCGAAGCUCAAGGUGCUGAAGGAGACGAGGAGCCUGGCGAACAAAUUUGUGUAG
This is a messenger RNA of Epithele typhae, 1531 nucleotides long. RefSeq lists its product as uncharacterized. The record is from RefSeq and is a predicted model, not a curated record. Gene Ontology annotation, cellular component: cytoplasm. NCBI's taxonomy places the organism in Eukaryota, Fungi, Basidiomycota, Agaricomycetes, Polyporales, Epitheliaceae. The annotation marks the transcript as partial. Gene Ontology annotation, molecular function: threonine-tRNA ligase activity; ATP binding. The transcript is spliced from 7 exons. Gene Ontology annotation, biological process: threonyl-tRNA aminoacylation.